AUGUCUGCACGGCAUCUUGCUCAGAAGCAUCGGCUCGAAAUGCAGCAGUCACCUGUUGGACUCGGAAUUCAGCAGUCACCUGUUGGACUCGGAAUGCAGCAGUCACCUGUUGGACUCGGAAUGCAGCAGUCACCUGUUGGACUCCGAAUGCAGCAGUCACCUGCUGGACUCGGAAUGCAGCAGUCACCUGCUGGACUCGGAAUGCAGCAGUCACCUGCUGGACUCGGAAUGCAGCAGUCACCUGCUGGACUCGGAAUGCAGCAGUCACCUGCUGGACUCGGAAUGCAGCAGUCACCUGCUGGACUCGGAAUGCAGCAGUCACCUGCUGGACUCGGAAUGCAGCAGUCACCUGCUGGACUCGGAAUGCAGCAGUCACCUGCUGGACUCGGAAUGCAGCAGUCACCUGCUGGACUCGGAAUGCAGCAGUCACCUGCUGGACUCGGAAUGCAGCAGUCACCUGCUGGACUCGGAAUGCAGCAGUCACCUGCUGGACUCGGAAUGCAGCAGUCACCUGCUGGACUCGGAAUGCAGCAGUCACCUGCUGGACUCGGAAUGCAGCAGUCACCUGCUGGACUCGGAAUGCAGCAGUCACCUGCUGGACUCGGAAUGCAGCAGUCACCUGCUGGACUCGGAAUGCAGCAGUCACCUGCUGGACUCGGAAUGCAGCAGUCACCUGCUGGACUCGGAAUGCAGCAGUCACCUGCUGGACUCGGAAUGCAGCAGUCACCUGCUGGACUCGGAAUGCAGCAGUCACCUGCUGGACUCGGAAUGCAGCAGUCACCUGCUGGACUCGGAAUGCAGCAGUCACCUGCUGGACUCGGAAUGCAGCAGUCACCUGCUGGACUCGGAAUGCAGCAGUCACCUGCUGGACUCGGAAUGCAGCAGUCACCUGCUGGACUCGGAAUGCAGCAGUCACCUGCUGGACUCGGAAUGCAGCAGUCACCUGCUGGACUCGGAAUGCAGCAGUCACCUGCUGGACUCGGAAUGCAGCAGUCACCUGCUGGACUCGGAAUGCAGCAGUCACCUGCUGGACUCGGAAUGCAGCAGUCACCUGCUGGACUCGGAAUGCAGCAGUCACCUGCUGGACUCGGAAUGCAGCAGUCACCUGCUGGACUCGGAAUGCAGCAGUCACCUGCUGGACUCGGAAUGCAGCAGUCACCUGCUGGACUCGGAAUGCAGCAGUCACCUGCUGGACUCGGAAUGCAGCAGUCACCUGCUGGACUCGGAAUGCAGCAGUCACCUGCUGGACUCGGAAUGCAGCAGUCACCUGCUGGACUCGGAAUGCAGCAGUCACCUGCUGGACUCGGAAUGCAGCAGUCACCUGCUGGACUCGGAAUGCAGCAGUCACCUGCUGGACUUGGAAUGCAGCAGUCAUCUGCUGGACUCGGAAUGCAGCAGUCACCUGCUGGACUCGGAAUGCAGCAGUCACCUGCUGGACUCGGAAUGCAGCAGUCACCUGCUGGACUCGGAAUGCAGCAGUCACCUGUUGGACUCGGAAUGCAGCAGUCACUUGAUGGACUCGGAAUGCAGCAGUCACCUGCUGGACUCGGAAUGCAGCAGUCACCUGUUGGACUCGGAAUGCAGCAGUCACCUGUUGGACUCGGAAUGCAGCAGUCACCUGUUGGACUCGGAAUGCAGCAGUCACCUGUUGGACUCGGAAUGCAGCAGUCACCUGUUGGACUCGGAAUGCAGCAGUCACAUGUUGGACUCGGAAUGCAGCAGUCACCUGCUGGACUCGGAAUGCAGCAGUCACCUGCUGGACUCGGAAUGCAGCAGUCACCUGUCGGACUCGGAAUGCAGCAGUCACCUGUCGGACUCGGAAUGCAGCAGUCACCUGCUGGAAUCGGAAUGCAGCAGUCACCUGCUGGACUCGGAAUGCAGCAGUCACCUGCUGGACUCCGAAUGCAUCAGUCACCUGCUGGAGUCGGAAUGCAUCAGUCACCUGCUGGACUCCGAAUGCAGCAGUCACCUGUCGGACUCGGAAUGCAGCAGUCACCUGUUGGACUCGGAAUGCAGCAGUCACCUGCUGGACUCGGAAUGCAGCAGUCACCUGCUGGACUCGGAAUGCAGCAGUCACCUGCUGGACUCGGAAUGCAGCAGUCACCUGCUGGACUCGGAAUGCAGCAGUCACCUGCUGGACUCGGAAUGCAGCAGUCACCUGUUGGACUCGGAAUGCAGCAGUCACCUGCUGGACUCCGAAUGCAGCAGUCACCUGCUGGACUCGGAAUGCAGCAGUCACCUGCUGGACUCGGAAUGCAGCAGUCACCUGCUGGACUCGGAAUGCAGCAGUCACCUGCUGGACUCGGAAUGCAGCAGUCACCUGCUGGACUCGGAAUGCAGCAGUCACCUGCUGGACUCGGAAUGCAGCAGUCACCUGCUGGACUCGGAAUGCAGCAGUCACCUGCUGGACUCGGAAUGCAGCAGUCACCUGCUGGACUCGGAAUGCAGCAGUCACCUGCUGGACUCGGAAUGCAGCAGUCACCUGCUGGACUCGGAAUGCAGCAGUCACCUGCUGGACUCGGAAUGCAGCAGUCACCUGCUGGACUCGGAAUGCAGCAGUCACCUGCUGGACUCGGAAUGCAGCAGUCACCUGCUGGACUCGGAAUGCAGCAGUCACCUGCUGGACUCGGAAUGCAGCAGUCACCUGCUGGACUCGGAAUGCAGCAGUCACCUGCUGGACUCGGAAUGCAGCAGUCACCUGCUGGACUCGGAAUGCAGCAGUCACCUGCUGGACUCGGAAUGCAGCAGUCACCUGCUGGACUCGGAAUGCAGCAGUCACCUGCUGGACUCGGAAUGCAGCAGUCACCUGCUGGACUCGGAAUGCAGCAGUCACCUGCUGGACUCGGAAUGCAGCAGUCACCUGCUGGACUCGGAAUGCAGCAGUCACCUGCUGGACUCGGAAUGCAGCAGUCACCUGCUGGACUCGGAAUGCAGCAGUCACCUGCUGGACUCGGAAUGCAGCAGUCACCUGCUGGACUCGGAAUGCAGCAGUCACCUGCUGGACUCGGAAUGCAGCAGUCACCUGCUGGACUCGGAAUGCAGCAGUCACCUGCUGGACUCGGAAUGCAGCAGUCACCUGCUGGACUCGGAAUGCAGCAGUCACCUGCUGGACUCGGAAUGCAGCAGUCACCUGCUGGACUCGGAAUGCAGCAGUCACCUGCUGGACUCGGAAUGCAGCAGUCACCUGCUGGACUCGGAAUGCAGCAGUCACCUGCUGGACUCGGAAUGCAGCAGUCACCUGCUGGACUCGGAAUGCAGCAGUCACCUGCUGGACUCGGAAUGCAGCAGUCACCUGCUGGACUCGGAAUGCAGCAGUCACCUGCUGGACUCGGAAUGCAGCAGUCACCUGCUGGACUCGGAAUGCAGCAGUCACCUGCUGGACUCGGAAUGCAGCAGUCACCUGCUGGACUCGGAAUGCAGCAGUCACCUGCUGGACUCGGAAUGCAGCAGUCACCUGCUGGACUCGGAAUGCAGCAGUCACCUGCUGGACUCGGAAUGCAGCAGUCACCUGCUGGACUCGGAAUGCAGCAGUCACCUGCUGGACUCGGAAUGCAGCAGUCACCUGCUGGACUCGGAAUGCAGCAGUCACCUGCUGGACUCGGAAUGCAGCAGUCACCUGCUGGACUCGGAAUGCAGCAGUCACCUGCUGGACUCGGAAUGCAGCAGUCACCUGCUGGACUCGGAAUGCAGCAGUCACCUGCUGGACUCGGAAUGCAGCAGUCACCUGCUGGACUCGGAAUGCAGCAGUCACCUGCUGGACUCGGAAUGCAGCAGUCACCUGCUGGACUCGGAAUGCAGCAGUCACCUGCUGGACUCGGAAUGCAGCAGUCACCUGCUGGACUCGGAAUGCAGCAGUCACCUGCUGGACUCGGAAUGCAGCAGUCACCUGCUGGACUCGGAAUGCAGCAGUCACCUGCUGGACUCGGAAUGCAGCAGUCACCUGCUGGACUCGGAAUGCAGCAGUCACCUGCUGGACUCGGAAUGCAGCAGUCACCUGCUGGACUCGGAAUGCAGCAGUCACCUGCUGGACUCGGAAUGCAGCAGUCACCUGCUGGACUCGGAAUGCAGCAGUCACCUGCUGGACUCGGAAUGCAGCAGUCACCUGCUGGACUCGGAAUGCAGCAGUCACCUGCUGGACUCGGAAUGCAGCAGUCACCUGCUGGACUUGGAAUGCAGCAGUCAUCUGCUGGACUCGGAAUGCAGCAGUCACCUGCUGGACUCGGAAUGCAGCAGUCACCUGCUGGACUCGGAAUGCAGCAGUCACCUGCUGGACUCGGAAUGCAGCAGUCACCUGUUGGACUCGGAAUGCAGCAGUCACUUGAUGGACUCGGAAUGCAGCAGUCACCUGCUGGACUCGGAAUGCAGCAGUCACCUGUUCGACUCGGAAUGCAGCAGUCACCUGUUGGACUCGGAAUGCAGCAGUCACCUGUUGGACUCGGAAUGCAGCAGUCACCUGUUGGACUCGGAAUGCAGCAGUCACCUGUUGGACUCGGAAUGCAGCAGUCACAUGUUGGACUCGGAAUGCAGCAGUCACCUGCUGGACUCGGAAUGCAGCAGUCACCUGCUGGACUCGGAAUGCAGCAGUCACCUGUCGGACUCGGAAUGCAGCAGUCACCUGUCGGACUCGGAAUGCAGCAGUCACCUGCUGGAAUCGGAAUGCAGCAGUCACCUGCUGGACUCGGAAUGCAGCAGUCACCUGCUGGACUCCGAAUGCAUCAGUCACCUGCUGGACUCGGAAUGCAUCAGUCACCUGCUGGACUCCGAAUGCAGCAGUCACCUGUCGGACGCGGAAUGCAGCAGUCACCUGUUGGACUCGGAAUGCAGCAGUCACCUGCUGGACUCGGAAUGCAGCAGUCACCUGCUGGACUCGGAAUGCAGCAGUCACCUGCUGGACUCGGAAUGCAGCAGUCACCUGCUGGACUCGGAAUGCAGCAGUCACCUGCUGGACUCGGAAUGCAGCAGUCACCUGUUGGACUCGGAAUGCAGCAGUCACCUGCUGGACUCCGAAUGCAGCAGUCACCUGCUGGACUCGGAAUGCAGCAGUCACCUGCUGGACUCGGAAUGCAGCAGUCACCUGCUGGACUCGGAAUGCAGCAGUCACCUGCUGGACUCGGAAUGCAGCAGUCACCUGUUGGACUCGGAAUGCAGCAGUCACCUGUUGGACUCGGAAUGCAGCAGUCACCUGUUGGACUCGGAAUGCAGCAGUCACCUGUUGGACUCGGAAUGCUGCAGUCACCUGUUGGACUCGGAAUGCAGCAGUCACCUGUUGGACUCCGAAUGCAGCAGUCACCUGUUGGACUCGGAAUGCAGCAGUCACCUGCUGGACUCGGAAUGCAGCAGUCACCUGCUGGACUCCGAAUGCAGCAGUCACCUGCUCGACUCCGAAUGCAGCAGUCACCUGUUGGACUCCGAAUGCAGCAGUCACCUGCUGGACUCCGAAUGCAGCAGUCACCUGUUGGACUCGGAAUGCAGCAGUCACCUGUUGGACUCGGAAUGCAGCAGUCACCUGUUGGACUCGGAAUGCAGCAGUCACCUGUUGGACUCCGAAUGCAGCAGUCAUCUGGUGGACUCGGAAUGCAGCAGUCACCUGCUGGACUCGGAAUGCAGCAGUCACCUGCUGGACUCGGAAUGCAGCAGUCACGAGUUGGACUCGGAAUGCAGCAGUCACCUGUUGGACUCGGAAUGCAGCAGUCACCUGGUGGACUCGGAAUGCAGCAGUCACCUGCUGGACUCGGAAUGCAGCAGUCACCUGUUGGACUCGGAAUGCAGCAGUCACCUGUUGGACUCGGAAUGCAGCAGUCACCUGCUGGACUCGAAAUGCAGCAGUCACCCGCUGGACUCGGAAUGCAGCAGUCACCUGCUGGACUCGGAAUGCAGCAUUCACCUGCUGGACUCGAAAUGCAGCAGUCACCUGCUGGACUCGAAAUGCAGCAGUCACCUGCUGGACUCGGAAUGCAGCAGUCACCUGCUGGACUCGGAAUGCAGCAGUCACCUGCUGGACUCGGAAUGCAGCAGUCACCUGCUGGACUCGGAACGCAGAAGUCACCUGCUGGACUCGGAAUGCAGCAGUCACCUGCUGGACUCGGAAUGCAGCAGUCACCUGUUGGACUCGGAAUGCAGCAGUCACCUGUUGGACUCGGAAUGCAGCAGUCACCUGCUGGACUCGGAAUGCAGCAGUCACCUGCUGGACUCGGAAUGCAGCAGUCACCUGCUGGACUCGGAAUGCAGCAGUCACCUGUUGGACUCGGAAUGCAGCAGUCACCUGUUGGACUCGGAAUGCAGCAGUCACCUGUUGGACUCGGAAUGCAGCAGUCACCUGUUGGACUCGGAAUGCAGCAGACACAAGCUGGACUCGGAAUGCAGCAGUCACCAGCUGGACUCGGAAUGCAGCAGUCACCUGUUGGACUCGGAAUGCAGCAGUCACCUGCUGGACUCGGAAUGCAGCAGUCACCUGCUGGACUCGGAAUGCAGCAGUCACCUGCUGGACUCGGAAUGCAGCAGUCACCUGUUGGACUCGGAAUGCAGCAGUCACCUGUUGGACUCGGAAUGCAGCAGUCACCUGUUGGACUCGGAAUGCAGCAGUCACCUGUUGGACUCGGAAUGCAGCAGACACAAGCUGGACUCGGAAUGCAGCAGUCACCAGCUGGACUCGGAAUGCAGCAGUCACCUGUUGGACUCGGAAUGCAGCAGUCACCUGCUGGACUCGGAAUGCAGCAGUCACCUGCUGGACUCGGAAUGCAGCAGUCACCUGUUGGACUCGGAAUGCAGCACUCACCUACUGGACUCGGAAUGCAGCACUCACCUGCUGGACUCGGAAUGCAGCACUCACCUGCUGGACUCGGAAUGCAGCACUCACCUGCUGGACUCGGAAUGCAGCAGUCACCUGCUGGACUCGGAAUGCAGCAGUCACCUGCUGGACUCGGAAUGCAGCAGUCACCUGCUGGACUCGUAAUGCAGCAGUCACCUGCUGGACUCGGAAUGCAGCAGUCACCUGCUGGACUCGGAAUGCAGCAGUCACCUGUUGGACUCGGAAUGCAGAAGUCACCUGUUGGACUCGUAAUGCAGCAGUCACCUGUUGGACUCGGAAUGCAGCAGUCACCUGCUGGACUCGGAAUGCAACAGUCACCUGUUGGACUCGGAAUACAGCAGUCACCUGUUGGACUCGGAAUGCAGCAGUCACCUGUUGGACUCGAAAUGCAGCAGUCACCUGUUGGACUCGGAAUGCAGCAGUCACCUUUUGGACUCGGAAUGCAGCAGUCACCUGCUGGACUCGGAAUGCAGCAGACACAAGCUGGACUCGGAAUGCAGCAGACACAAGCUGGACUCGGAAUGCAGCAGUCACCAGCUGGACUCGGAAUGCAGCAGUCACCUGUUGGACUCGGAAUGCAGCAGUCACCUGUUGGACUCGGAAUGCAGCAGUCACCUGUUGGACUCGGAAUGCAGCAGUCACCUGCUGGACUCGGAAUGCAGCAGUCACCUGCUGGACUCGGAAUGCAGCAGUCACCUGUUGGACUCGGAAUGCAGCAGUCACCUUCACCUGUUGGACUCGGAAUGCAGCAGUCACCUGUUGGACUCGGAAUGCAGCAGUCACCUGUUGGACUCGGAAUGAAGCAGUCACCUGUUGGACUCGGAAUGCAGCAGUCACCUGUUGGACUCGGAAUGCAGCAGUCACCUGUUGGACUCGGAAUGCAGCAGUCACCUGCUGGACUCGGAAUGCAGCAGUCACCUGCUGGACUCGGAAUGCAGCAGUCACCUGCUGGACUCGGAAUGCAGCAGUCACCUGCUGGACUCGGAAUGCAGCAGUCACCUGUUGGACUCGGAAUGCAGCAGUCACCUGCUGGACUCGGAAUGCAGCAGUCACCUGCUGGACUCGGAAUGCAGCAGUCACCUGCUGGACUCGGAAUGCAGCAGUCACCUGUUGGACUCGGAAUGCAGCAGUCACCUGCUGGACUCGGAAUGCAGCAGUCACCUGUUGGACUCGGAAUGCAGCAGUCACCUGUUGGACUCGGAAUGCAGCAGUCACCUGCUGGACUCGGAAUGCAGCAGUCACCUGCUGGACUCGGAAUGCAGCAGUCACCUGUUCGACUCGGAAUGCAGCAGUCACCUGCUGGACUCGGAAUGCAGCAGUCACCUGCUGGACUCGUAAUGCAGCAGUCACCUGCUGGACUCGGAAUGCAGCAGUCACCUGCUGGACUCGGAAUGCAGCAGUCACCUGUUGGACUCGGAAUGCAGAAGUCACCUGUUGGACUCGUAAUGCAGCAGUCACCUGUUGGACUCGGAAUGCAGCAGUCACCUGCUGGACUCGGAAUGCAACAGUCACCUGUUGGACUCGGAAUACAGCAGUCACCUGUUGGACUCGGAAUGCAGCAGUCACCUGUUGGACUCGAAAUGCAGCAGUCACCUGUUGGACUCGGAAUGCAGCAGUCACCUUUUGGACUCGGAAUGCAGCAGUCACCUGCUGGACUCGGAAUGCAGCAGACACAAGCUGGACUCGGAAUGCAGCAGACACAAGCUGGACUCGGAAUGCAGCAGUCACCAGCUGGACUCGGAAUGCAGCAGUCACCUGUUGGACUCGGAAUGCAGCAGUCACCUGUUGGACUCGGAAUGCAGCAGUCACCUGUUGGACUCGGAAUGCAGCAGUCACCUGCUGGACUCGGAAUGCAGCAGUCACCUGCUGGACUCGGAAUGCAGCAGUCACCUGUUGGACUCGGAAUGCAGCAGUCACCUGUUGGACUCGGAAUGCAGCAGUCACCUGCUGGACUCGGAAUGCAGCAGUCACCUGCUGGACUCGGAAUGCAGCAGUCACCUGCUGGACUCGGAAUGCAGUAG
Molecule: messenger RNA, 8829 nt
Organism: Closterium sp. Naga37s-1
Lineage: Eukaryota; Viridiplantae; Streptophyta; Zygnematophyceae; Desmidiales; Closteriaceae
Source: the annotation of a GenBank genome assembly